AUGAUUUUUACUCGGCAAGGAAUACCAAAAAUAAUGAAAAUAGCCAAAAGUAUAAGGCCUCUGUCUAGUGGAAGUCUUUCUAAUCUCAGUGUUGACAAUGAAGGUGUAGCGAUUCUUACUUUAAAUCGACCCCCAGUCAAUAGCCUUAAUUUAGAACUAUUACAAGAAAUUGAUAAAAUAUUAGAUGAAGCAGCCCAAAAUAAAUUUAAAGCAUUGAUAUUCACAUCUGCUACACCUACAGUAUUUACUGCUGGUCUAGAUUUAAUGGAGAUGAACAAGCCAGAUCUUAAGAGAGCAGCUUUGUUUUGGUCAACGUUCCAAGAAGUUUGGCUAAAGAUCUUUGAAUCUUCAUUUAUUACUGCAGCCGCCAUAACUGGUCAAGCACCAGCAGGCGGUUGCAUAAUAGCUACAUCAUGCGAAUACCGUACCAUGGUGAGCGGUAAAUACAAGAUAGGCUUGAACGAGACGACCCUUGGAGUCAGCCCCCCAAUAUGGAUUAUAGAUGCCUUACGUAGCACUAUAUCACCGCGGCAGGCAGAAAUAGCGCUCACUACUGGCAAAAUGUUUACUGUUGAAGAGGCUUUCGAGUUAGGACUCAUCGACGAAGUUGCCAUAGAUAAAGAAGAUGCAAUUAAUAAAUGUAAACAAUUCAUAAAGAGGUUCGAUAACAUUUCUCCACUGGCCAGAUCGAUCACAAAAAAAAAGUUACGCACGAAAACCACAGAGUGGCUGAAAGCUAACCGCCAAGCAGAUGUUAAUGAUAGUGUAAAAUUAAUCAGUCGACAAGACUUCCAAAAAAAGUUGGAAAUUUAUAUUCAGUCUUUGAAACAGAGAGAACAAUUAAAUUCCAUCUGGUAG
Zerene cesonia (dogface butterfly) is the source of this 858-nucleotide messenger RNA. Its product is annotated as enoyl-CoA delta isomerase 1, mitochondrial-like. The transcript is spliced from 5 exons. Lineage: Eukaryota; Metazoa; Arthropoda; Insecta; Lepidoptera; Pieridae. Gene Ontology annotation, biological process: fatty acid beta-oxidation. Gene Ontology annotation, molecular function: enoyl-CoA hydratase activity. The coding region runs from base 1 to 858 and encodes 285 amino acids. Gene Ontology annotation, cellular component: mitochondrion. The record is from RefSeq and is a predicted model, not a curated record.